ACAAACCCGCAACUACCAUGUUCGCCCUCACCUCCGUCCCCCGAGUAGCUCUCCGAGCCUCGGCACCUGCCAAGCAGUGGGCUGCCGCUUCCCAGUCCAUCCGACAUGCCUCCACCCUCAAGGAGGCCGUCGCUGAGGCCAUCCCCAAGAAGCAGGAGCGUCUGAAGGCACUCAAGGCCAAGCACUCCAACACUUCCCUCGGUGACAUCAAGCUCGACAACCUCCUCGGAGGUAUGCGAGGACUCAAGGUCAUGCUUUGGGAGGGUUCCGUACUCGACGCUGAGAGGGGUAUCGCCUUCCACGGCAAGUCCAUCCCUGACUGCGAGAAGGAGCUGCCCUCUGCCAAGGACCUCGGCCUCAAGGGCAAGGAGAUGCUCCCCGAAUCUAUGCUCUGGCUCCUCCUCACCGGUGAGGUUCCCACUGCCGACCAGGUCCGUGGCCUCUCCGCUGAGCUCGCCUCCAAGGGCAAGCUGCCCUCGUACGUCGAGAAGAUCAUCGACUCGUUCCCCAAGACCCUGCACCCUAUGACCCAGUUCGCUGCUGCCACCGCCGCUCUGAACCACGACUCUGCUUUCUCUGCUGCCUACACCAAGGGUAUCAAGAAGGCCGAGUACUGGUCUCCCACUUUCGAUGACUCCAUCGACCUCAUCGCCAAGCUCCCAGCCGUUGCCGCCAGGAUCUACUACAAUGUUCACGGCAAGGGAGAUGGCAAGCAGGCCAUUGACCCCAACUUGGACCUGAUCGGAAACUUCUCCAACAUGCUCGGCUACGGAGACAGCGUCGGCAUGACCGACUUCCUCCGUCUCUACAUCGCCAUCCACGGUGACCACGAGGGAGGCAAUGUUUCUGCUCACACCUCACACCUGGUUGGUUCCGCCCUCUCGGACCCCUUCCUCUCUUACUCAGCUGCUCUCCUCGGUCUGGCUGGACCCCUGCACGGUCUUGCCAACCAGGAGGUGCUCGUCUGGUUCAAGGGAAUGCAAGAGUCGAUUGGUCAGGAGGCCAGCGACCAGCAGAUCGAGAAGUACCUUGAGGACACCCUCGCCUCUGGCCGAGUUGUCCCCGGUUACGGCCACGCCGUUCUGCGUCAGCCCGACCCCCGAUUCUCGGCUCUGUCUCGAUUCUACGAGCAGACACCGGAGCUGCGAGACCAGCCCCUGGUCAAGAUGGUUCAACAAGUCUCCAAGAUCGCCCCCGUUGUCCUGGGCCGAUCCAACAAGAUCAAGAACCCUUUCCCCAACGUCGAUGCCGCUUCUGGAGCCGGUCUCACCGCUUACGGUAUGACCGAGAUGAACUUCUACACCGUCGUCUUCGGUGUCUCCCGAGCUUUGGGUGCCCUGCCCAACCUGGUCAUGGCCAGGGCUCUUGGUCUUCCCAUUGAGCGACCAAAGUCGAUGUCGAUUGAGGCCCUCGAGAAGAGCCUCAAGUAAGAAUUGGAAAACAGCGUAGCUUUUGGUGCGUGCCCGGCAUGAAACGUCAGCUCCUCUCCCAGCUUGUAAUUGCCUUGGGCUCAUCUAGGGAAUUGUAGGCUUGCUUUCACAGUCGUCUACCUUUUGGUAUUGAAUGAAUAGAGUACCCUUAUCAUACGUA
Messenger RNA from Microstroma glucosiphilum, 1590 nucleotides. RefSeq names its product citrate synthase-like protein. The coding region runs from base 18 to 1430 and encodes 470 amino acids. NCBI's taxonomy places the organism in Eukaryota, Fungi, Basidiomycota, Exobasidiomycetes, Microstromatales, Microstromataceae. The transcript is spliced from 3 exons. The record is from RefSeq and is a predicted model, not a curated record. Gene Ontology annotation, cellular component: mitochondrial matrix. Gene Ontology annotation, biological process: tricarboxylic acid cycle; carbohydrate metabolic process.